Rattus norvegicus (Norway rat) is the source of this 6763-nucleotide messenger RNA. The record is from RefSeq and is a predicted model, not a curated record. Lineage: Eukaryota; Metazoa; Chordata; Mammalia; Rodentia; Muridae.
UCCAGCUGGUUCCAGAUUCGCCUUCAAAGGCUAAUUCACAGGGGCUUUCCCCCGGAGUGGCUGCAGUUCAUGUCCUUCACUUGCGUAUUUCAGGGCACAAAAUAGAACAAAGCGAAACGGACCUUGACUUUGCAGCUACAUGUCCAGCUCAAAGUAUGAGCGUGAGGAAGCUGGUCAGACCUGCCGGGGUGGGGGCAGAUACCCUAAUCACAGUUGAAUGAUGGUAGCUCAUGCCUCACAGAGACUGGCCUAGAAUGUGGAGCCGGUUAACAAGUCACCAGUUCUCUGCACUCACUGGCUUCCAUCAGCAAUGGCCCACGUGACCCUCAGCUUCUACCAUGUUCUGUAGGUUUAAUAGAGGCUAGGGCCUUCCCUUGAGGCUUCUCAAGCUGUAGCUCAUAUGGAGGAAGUAAAGAGAUCACUGCUUUACUUGGGUCCCACAGUGGCUAGAACCAAACAAGUAUUUAUCUGAUCAUUCUUUCUUGGGUCUUCACUGAAGUAGAUUCAUAUCUUCUAGAGCAGAAAAGGCAUCAGCACCCUGCUUGUCUUAGUUAAUUUUCUAUUGCUAUGAUAAAAUACCUUGACAAAAGCCACUGAGGAAGGAAGAGUUUAUUUUGGCUCACAGCUGAUUAUAGGUCCAUCAGUGCAGAGAAAUGGCAGAGAAUGGAACUUGUGACACCUCUUUACACUGCAGUCAGACUCCAGAAGUAGGGAACAGUGAAUGCAUUUUCUCAGCUCACUUUCUUCUUUAUGCAGCCUGAGGUCUUAGCCUAGGGAAUGAUGCCACUGACAGUGGGGUAGGCUGAGAUCUUAGCGUAGGGAAUGGUGCCACUGAUAGUGGGUAGGUCUUUUCAUUUCAAUUAAUCUAAUCAAUACAUUUCCCCACAGAUAUAUCAACGGGCUCUUCUACUGGGUGAUUUUAGAUCUCAUCAUGUUAAUAAUUGAAACUAAUACUCACCAUAUGAAUUUCCCAGUGAGCUCCUCCUUUAUUAAGAAUCAGAGGCAGGAUUUGAUAGCUUGGCAUGGCACCCCAUACCUACCGUUCAUGACAAGGACUUAGGAGAUAGAUAAUCUUCGUUCUGCUCAUUACCCCCACAUACACUAGACCCCAGGACUUCAGGUGGGCUAUGUAUUUUCUUGGGAGAUGAAGAAGCGGACAGCUUUGUAGUCAGAAACUACGUAGAGCUGACCUACAAAGGAGGACUUGGUUCUCUUCUGUGCAAUCCCCAAGAUGGAUAUACAGAAGAGCUUUGCUGCUAGGAAUUCAGGAUAUGCAAUCAGAUAAGAGUGGUUAUGUGAUGGUUGACAAUUCAUUUCUGGGCUUAGAAACUCACCUUCUCAUCUAUUCUGUGGAACUAGAGGUUAACUAAAGCUCUUAGCAUGCAUAUCCAUUAUGCACAGUAGGUUUGCAGAAACAGAAAAUGUCAUCCAAGAUAAUUCCCCUAAUAACUAUUGCUGUUUUUUUUAAAUCCUUAAAUGUCAAGCACUUGCUAUGUGCCUGGUACUGUUCUAGUUGCUGGGAGCACAGGGGUGAGAAAGAUGGGCUUGACCCUCUUCAGGUACCAUGGCUUAUAAAGGACAGGCAGGAGUAUUUCCUUCUGUGAACUGGUGAGAAAAAUUGAAUUGUCACCAGCUCUAAGUGAGUCCUGGGUCCGGAAGGAGAAAGGGCUUAGUGUUCUAGGAACCAGGCAGCAUUUGAAGGGAAAUGAGGUCAGCACAGCUUUGUUCCCCUCCUCCCUCAAGCAUAAUGGGCAGUCAUCAAGGCUUUUAAGUAGGUUCUGCCAUUAUCAGAUUUGUGUUCUGAUUGAAAAGUUCAUUCCAGCUGCUGCAGGGCAACUCGAAGGGAGUGACAAUUGUAGAAGAUUGAGGACCAGCAAGGAGGCUACUGAGUUGUUUUGGCAGAAGGCUGUGGAGACCAACUUGGCUUCCAAGGACAGCCACUGGGUCUUCGUGAAUGAGGAAAUCAGUGACCCCGAGAUCCUGGAUCUGGUCCACAGUGCCCUUGGCAGGAUGACCGUGGUCCGGCAAAUCUUCCCAUCUGCAAAGGACAACCAGAAAUGCAUGAGGAAUAACCACCGCAUCUCUUCCCUGCUCUGUGAUCCACAGGAAGGCUACCUCCAAAUGCUGCAGAUCUCCAAUCUCUAUCUGUACGACAGUGUUCUGAUGCUGGCCAACGCCUUCCACAGGAAGCUGGAAGACCGGAAGUGGCAUAGUAUGGCAAGCCUUAACUGCAUACGGAAAUCUACCAAGCCAUGGAAUGGAGGGAGAUCCAUGCUAGACACCAUUAAAAAGGGACACAUCACCGGCCUCACAGGAGUUAUGGAGUUUCGGGAAGACAGCUCAAAUCCCUAUGUCCAGUUUGAAAUCCUUGGCACAACCUAUAGUGAGACUUUUGGCAAAGACAUGCGCAAGCUGGCGACCUGGGACUCAGAGAAGGGCCUGAAUGGCAGUCUGCAGGAGAGACCCAUGGGCAGCCGCCUCCAAGGACUGACUCUCAAAGUGGUGACUGUCUUGGAAGAGCCUUUUGUGAUGGUAGCUGAGAAUAUCCUUGGACAGCCCAAGCGUUACAAAGGGUUCUCCAUAGAUGUGCUGGAUGCAUUGGCUAAAGCUCUCGGAUUCAAAUACGAGAUAUACCAGGCCCCUGAUGGCAGGUAUGGCCACCAACUCCAUAACACUUCCUGGAACGGGAUGAUCGGGGAGCUCAUUAGCAAGAGAGCAGACUUGGCCAUCUCUGCUAUUACCAUCACCCCGGAGAGAGAGAGCGUUGUGGACUUCAGCAAGCGAUACAUGGACUACUCAGUGGGGAUCCUCAUCAAGAAGCCGGAGGAGAAAAUCAGCAUCUUCUCCCUUUUCGCCCCCUUUGACUUUGCGGUGUGGGCCUGCAUUGCUGCAGCCAUUCCCGUGGUGGGUGUGCUCAUAUUCGUGUUGAAUCGGAUACAGGCUGUAAGGUCUCAGAGUGCCACCCAGCCUCGGCCCUCAGCUUCUGCGACUUUGCACAGUGCCAUCUGGAUCGUCUAUGGAGCCUUUGUCCAGCAAGGUGGUGAGUCUUCGGUGAACUCUGUGGCCAUGCGCAUCGUGAUGGGCAGCUGGUGGCUCUUCACGCUCAUUGUAUGUUCCUCCUACACAGCCAACCUUGCUGCUUUCCUCACAGUGUCCAGGAUGGACAGCCCCGUAAGAACAUUUCAGGACCUGUCCAAGCAACUGGAGAUGUCUUAUGGCACUGUCCGGGACUCUGCUGUCUAUGAGUACUUCAGAGCCAAGGGGACCAAUCCCCUGGAGCAGGAUAGCACUUUUGCUGAGCUCUGGCGGACCAUAAGCAAGAAUGGAGGGGCUGACAACUGUGUGUCCAAUCCUUCAGAAGGUAUCAGGAAGGCAAAGAAGGGGAACUACGCCUUUCUGUGGGAUGUGGCCGUGGUUGAGUAUGCAGCCCUGACAGAUGACGACUGCUCAGUGACUGUCAUCGGCAACAGCAUCAGCAGCAAGGGCUAUGGGAUUGCCCUGCAACAUGGCAGCCCCUACAGGGACCUCUUCUCCCAGAGGAUCCUGGAGCUGCAAGACACAGGGGACCUGGAUGUGCUCAAGCAGAAGUGGUGGCCACACACAGGCCGCUGCGACCUCACCAGCCAUUCCAGUGCACAGACUGAUGGUAAAUCCCUUAAGCUGCACAGCUUCGCUGGGGUCUUCUGCAUUUUGGCCAUUGGCCUCCUUCUCGCCUGCCUCGUGGCUGCUCUAGAGUUAUGGUGGAACAGCAACCGGUGCCACCAGGAGACCCCCAAAGAGGACAAAGAAGUGAAUCUGGAACAGGUGCACCGGCGCAUCAACAGCCUCAUGGAUGAAGACAUUGCUCACAAGCAAAUUUCCCCAGCAUCCAUUGAGCUUUCUGCCCUGGAGAUGGGGGGCCUGGCUCCAAGCCAAGCUUUGGAGCCCACGAGGGAGUACCAGAACACCCAGCUCUCAGUCAGCACCUUUCUGCCUGAGCAGAGCAGCCAUGGCACCAGCCGGACACUGUCGUCAGGGCCCAGCAGCAACCUGCCACUGCCGCUGAGCAGCUCAGCCACCAUGCCCUCAAUUCAGUGCAAACACAGGUCGCCCAAUGGGGGACUGUUUCGACAGAGUCCGGUGAAGACCCCCAUCCCUAUGUCUUUCCAGCCCGUGCCUGGAGGCGUCCUUCCAGAGGCCCUGGACACCUCUCAUGGCACCUCCAUCUGACUGUGUCGCCUGCCCUCCUGCCCGCCCACCCACCCACCCGACCAGCAGAGCUUUUUAAUACAAGAAAAUGACAACACAGACCACACACACACACACACACACACACACACACACACACACACACACACACAGACUCUUUCAUUUUUCUUGUACAUACGUGUAAAUAAUGACAGAAUGGAGUGGGGUAAAAGUGUAUUUUGAAUAUUCCCAAUUUUCGAAGUCAGUAAAAAAAAAAAAAACAAAACAAAAACUGUAUGAAUGACUUUGUAAAUUUUGUUCUAUAUGAAUAAAAAGGCAAAUUACUUGUGAUCAUUCUGAAGUGCCAAAGGAGCCCCUGUUCCUGGGCUUUUCUGAGGGCAGGAAGAACCGUCAGAGAAGAAGCUCCUGGCUGCUGAGGAGACGGAAGAAGUGGAGGAGCCCCGAAUGCUGCUUGCUGCUGUACACACAGCGUUCCCUCGUGUCCUUUUCUUACGAGUCCCUCAUCCUCCUUCAGUGUCCUUGGGUAGAUUCAGAAUGUGUCUGAGUCUAGAGCCCAUGUUGGGUGGGCCCAUCUGUUCCCUGAGCUGUAGGGCAACCUGCCCUAGACACGGUCCUAGACAAUCAGGCUCAAGAUGGUAAGGUCACUGUGUGUCACAGUGUGUAGCAUGCAAGUGUCCCCAGGGCCUCAGAAAAGAUGCCCAUAUUGAGGUCACAAUCUCUGAGGCUUUGAUACCAAUGUGUUUGAACAGCAUAUUGUUGGUCUUUUUUUUUUAACUCUUUUUCUACUCAAAAGAAUCAACUAGUAGGAGACUGUAGAAAAGGAGGGCAGACCCCAUCGAGUAAGAGGUACGACCUGGUUGGGACAUCUUUGGUGAGAGGCUAAGGGAUGGAGGGAUGUGAAUCCAGGUAAAGACUGUUUGCUUGGAUUAGGAUUCACAGCUCUGAGUGAGAGAAAAGAAGGGUUACAGACACAGAGAAUAGGAGUAUCAUGGUCACAGGUAAAAGUUUCUAUACAGAAGAGUUGGUGGAAGGGCAGAGGUGUCUCCAGAUGACUGGCAGACUGGGGAUAAACAAGAGGGACCACAUAGAGAAGAAGCUUGACAUUUUGGAGAAGCAUAGCUGUAUAAUGUUUAAAACAAAGUACUCCUCUGCCCUAAUGAAGCUAUCUGGAGUCCUUAAAGCCUUUAGCUCUUUAUGAUAUCAGCUAACCAGGACCAGAUCUUGGCACAAGUCCCUUCUUCAGACUUUACUGCCUUUUCUCCACCAGGAGAUUAAAUGAACCAGCCCACAGCAGGGAUCCUUCAAACUGGGGGCAUCUGACAACCUUUGAGAUGGUGAAUUUGCUGGGAAGUCCUGUUUCAUAAAACAAGGCUAACCUAGGGACCUUACCUCUCUAUAUUGCCUUUUGUGGGGUAAGUAAACUGUAGAACUGGGAAUGAUCCAUCAAGAGGAACCCGAGCUGUGCCAUUAAAAGUCCCUUCCUCCCCUGUUGAGGACCGAAGUGUCUCUAAUCCCCUACAUUGCUGGGAUGUAGAACAUGAACCCCAUCCAGCUUCAAGGGUAUGAGGCUCGAUCGCCAUCACAAAUUGAGGUGUUGAGAUCUUGGAGAAAUAUAAAGUCCUAUCAAUUGCUGAUUCUAUCUGGACUCAUGUAGAGUUAAGUUGAAAGAUAUAUACCCAUGAGGGUGAUAACUGGCCCAAGGUGAAUUUACUUCCCCAAAUCCAUAAUGAUGUUAGUGAGGAGGAAGGAAUGACUAAAUUACACAGUCAGCUAAAAGCACCAGAUGAAAAAAGUGUUUCUUGUUAUGCUGUGUUUGCCAUGAUGCUAGUAUUACUGGACUGGUCUGUUCCCAUUUCUCCAGUCAGUGUAUAGAGCUUGGAGGCAGGUAUACAUGGCAAAGCCGCUUGGAGGCAGGCAUACAUGGCAAAGCCAUUACCCUUCUAUCACCCUAAGGAUGUGUAGGCUUUGCUUUCCUUUCAUCAACAUGUUGGGCAAUUUGAACUGGAGGAUUAAUUUUUCAUACAUAUAAUAUCCAUUUUAAAAUUCAAACUCUGGUCUCACUGCCUUAUCUUGCACCUGUCUGUAUCCCAAAGAUGACCUGGUUUCUUUGGUAUACCGUGGGUAUGGAUGUCUUUGGUUAGGAGAAAGAGACAUCUCUGUGUGUGUGUGUGUGUGUGUGUGUGUGUGUGUGUGUGUAUGUGUGUGUAUGUGUGUGUGUGUGUGUGUAAUGAGAGGUAGAGAGAAAGAAAGAAGAAAGAGAGAAUCUUUAGGAAAAAUAUGUUUCUGGACAUUUGUAACACCUCACAGUGUUUAGUCACCAUAUUUAUGUCUUUUUCCCCCCUACCCUUGAUUGAGGGAAAUGAUUGAUAUUCCAGCAAGUUCUCUAGGGGGAGACAACAAUAGCCAAAUUCUUCCCAACUCAGAUAUCUGUGUCAGCUCAGAAUGUAUCUUUUUCAUGCUUUGCUCUGUGGAUUUAUAACUGUUUAGACUCUUCCAUACAUUUUAGGUAUAUUUUGUGCCUUCAGACACUGCAAAUAAUAAUCAGCAUUUGGAUUAAAGUUGUUUAAUAAUAAAA